AUGGCCUCCAAACGCCAAGAGCGGCUGGACUUCGAGGCGAAUGACUACUACGCCUACCUCAACCUCGAUUCUGGAGCCAGCGAAGCCGAGGUCAAGAGGCACUUCCGACAGUUGGCCUUACAGUGGCAUCCCGAUAAACAUCGAGAAGGUCCCGACAGGACCCGUGCCACAGACAUCUUCCAGCAGAUUAACAAGGCCCAUGAGGUGUUGUCAGACAGUCAGCAACGGUCACGUUACGACAGUGUGUGGUGCCAAAAGCACAAAGGUCGACACCGCGUUGUACCAGAGUGGGCCAAGAAGGCCGGCACUGGCCGCAGUGGAAGCGUCGAGGGCCGCGCCGGUGCCGGCAGCGUCCAGGGAGCUGCGGCCAGCGACGAAGGUCCUGGUUUCUGGCCGCCGAACCUCAAGGCAGGGAGCGUGGACCGCAGCGCAGCGCCCAAGGAUCGUGCCACCCAGGCGUAUCCGCAGAGGCCAGCGAGCUUCACGGAUGGAAGUCGUUUCUGGGAGGGGCCGCGCCCCGCAGCCGCCUGCGCACGUCCCCCGCCAGGCUCAGUGAAGCCGCGGGAAGCCGACGGCACCGCGAGGAGGCCUCCCCCUUCGCCAGCCCAGCCGCACCCAGCACACGAAGGCUCAAAGAAGCCUCCAGACGCUGGAACAAGGCAGCCAGACACGGAAGAGGGCACAAGCUCGACCCAAGAGAAGCCAAAGAAGGGGAAAGAUCCUGAGCUUCAGAAGCGGGAGAAGGAGCGAAUGGAGGCCCAAGCUGCUUGGCUGCGGAGGGCGCGGACGGAGGAGCUCCGGCCCAGGACUGCCAAGAAGGAGCUUCGGCGAGCGGAGACGGUGCCUGAAGAAGCGGAGUUUGGACAUAUUGAGGAGCUCCGCCGAAAGAUGGCCCAACAGGCCGAACUCAUAGCUGAGCAAGCGAGGGAAGUGACAAGGCGGUUUUCAGACAGCUUCCAAGCCAGCGCCAAUGCCGAGGAGGACGUGCCAGCUGCCACUGGGCGAGGUCCAUCAUCGGAGUCAGUCGAAAGCAACAGCAGCGAGUCUGCAGACGAGGAAGUGCGAACGAGACAGACUCUUCCCAACGAGGUGGAUGCCUGGAGUCGUGCUUCCGAGUCCAUGAGCCAGGUUUCCGCAGACAUGGUACGCGCUGCGCAACGAUAG
Messenger RNA from Symbiodinium natans, 1164 nucleotides. The record is from the annotation of a GenBank genome assembly. NCBI's taxonomy places the organism in Eukaryota, Dinophyceae, Suessiales, Symbiodiniaceae.